Messenger RNA from Hemisphaericaspora subhashii, 3609 nucleotides. RefSeq lists its product as uncharacterized. Lineage: Eukaryota; Fungi; Ascomycota; Pichiomycetes; Serinales; Debaryomycetaceae. The coding region runs from base 1 to 3609 and encodes 1202 amino acids. The record is from RefSeq and is a predicted model, not a curated record. The transcript has a single exon. Gene Ontology annotation, cellular component: cytosol; synapse; neuronal cell body. Gene Ontology annotation, molecular function: actin binding; microtubule binding. Gene Ontology annotation, biological process: microtubule cytoskeleton organization; regulation of microtubule depolymerization; dendrite development.
AUGAAUAGUUUACUUUUAUUUUCACUUUUACUACUAUUUCACUCCUUCUCCCAAGCUAUUACAAUAGAUGGCUUGGUCAUCAAAACCGGAGGAAGCUUAGAUGUUGAUACGUACGAGAUUAAUGGAGCCUUGUCUCUUGUUGAUAUUGACAAUGCCAACGUUGGGGAAAUGCUCAUUAAUCCUGAUGGGGAGUUCUAUUUCACAACAACAAAAUCAACAACUUCUUCAUUACAAAUUGGGAACUUUGAGAACCAUGGACUAGCAUACAUAAACACGUUGUCUGGCAAUGCUGAUACCAUUCUGUUAACCAAUGUUUAUAAUUAUGCUACAUUGAUCGUGAAUUCUGGUUCGACUGUUAAUUUCGUUGGGCUCACAAAUUCCGCUGACGGAACCAUUUUCCUUCAUGGAGAGGAAGGUGCCCAGACUAAAAUGUUUCAACAGAGUCCACUCAACAAUAUUGGUGCAAUAUGUCUUUCCAACGUUGAUUUGACCUUAGAUUCAACUGAGACAUUUGCAGGGUACUUAAGAUUUAGGGCACUUGAGGAUACUUCAUGCCUUAGCUUGUUAGAAAACUCUAGCCUCCGUCAAACAGGAGAUAUAGCUUCGACGAUAUGUCUUGGUAACGGUGCUGCUUUUUAUAUGUCAACUACGCGUGGCACUGCAACCUUAAUUGCCCAGUUUGGAGGAAAUAACGUAAUUUAUAUUGACACAGAUAAUGCCGUCGAGACAACUCCUGUCUAUUCAGGGAGAUUCUUGAGUAUUACUGAUGGAGGUGGUAUAACUUUUGUUCUCAAUAUUGGUACUGGCUAUGAUGACGUUAGUGUUGAGGUAGAACCUGGGGUUGGAUAUGUUAUAACAAACCCUGAUAUCCCAGAUGGAGCCAAUGCCUGCAAUUGUGUUUGUAACGAACCACUUGUCGUGGUUCCUACCGAAGAAACUACAUCAACUGCUGAAACUUCAACUGAACCAGAAACUUCAACUGAACCAGAAACUUCAACUGUUGAAACCUCAACUGAACCAGAAACAUCAACUGAACCAGAAACAUCAACUGAACCAGAAAGUUCAACUGAACCAGAAACUUCAACUGCGGAAACUUCAACUGAACCAGAAACUUCAACUGAACUAGAAACUUCAACUGAACCAGAAACUUCAACUGCUGAAUCUUCAACAGAACCAGAUACUUCAACUGAACAAGAAAGCUCAACUGAACCAGAAAGCUCAACUGAACCAGAAACUUCAACUGAACCAGAUACUUCAACUGAACCAGAAACUUCAACUGAACUAGAAACUUCAACUGAACCAGAAACUUCAACUGCUGAAUCUUCAACAGAACCAGAUACUUCAACUGAACAAGAAAGCUCAACUGAACCAGAAAGCUCAACUGAACCAGAAACUUCAACUGAACCAGAUACUUCAACUGAACCAGAAACUUCAACUGAACUAGAAACUUCAACUGAACCAGAAACUUCAACUGCUGAAUCUUCAACAGAACCAGAUACUUCAACUGAACAAGAAAGCUCAACUGAACCAGAAAGCUCAACUGAACCAGAAACUUCAACUGCAACUGCUGAAACUUCAACUGAACCGGAAACUUCAACUGCUGAAACUUCGACUGAACCAGAAACUUCAACUGAACCAGAAACUUCAACUGCUGAAGCUUCAACUGAACCAGAAACUUCAACUGCUGAAACUUCUACUGAACUAGAGUCUUCAACUGAUGAGACUUCAACUGCUGAAACUUUAACUGAACCAGAGUCUUCAACUGAUGAGACUUCGACUGCUGAAACUUCAACUGAACCCGAAUCAUCAACAAAACCAGAAACUUCAACUGAGCCAUUAGUUUUAAGUUCAGCAGAAUCAGAAACUUCAACUGACGAGAGUAAAACUGAACCCGAAUCAUCAGCAAAACCCGAAUCUUCAACUGCGCCAUUAGUUUUAAGUUCAGCAGAAUCAGAAACUUCAACUGACGAGAGUACAACUGAACCUGAAUCAUCAACAGAACCAGAAACUUCAACUGAGCCAUUAGUUUUAAGUUCAGCAGAAUCAGAAACUUCAACUGACGAGAGUACAACUGAACCCGAAUCAUCAGCAAAACCCGAAUCUUCAACGGCACCACUAGUUUUAAGUUCAGCAGAAUCAGAAACUUCAACAGAACCAGAAAUUACAACUGAUGAUACUUCAACUGUUGAAACUUCAACUGCUGAACCUUCAACUGAACCCGAAUCAUCAGCAAAACCAGAAACUUCAACUGAGCCAUUAGUUUUAAGUUCAGCAGAAUCAGAAACUUCAACUGACGAGAGUACAACUGAACCCGAAUCAUCAGCAAAACCCGAAUCUUCAACGGCACCACUAGUUUUAAGUUCAGCAGAAUCAGAAACUUCAACAGAACCAGAAAUUACAACUGAUGAUACUUCAACUGUUGAAACUUCAACUGCUGAACCUUCAACUGAACCCGAAUCAUCAGCAAAACCAGAAUCUUCAACUGCGCCACUAGUUUUAAGUUCAGCAGAACCAGAAACUUCAACAGAACCUUCAACCCCCCCCGGCCAAACUGAGAUUACUACUCAAACUAUUAUUUUUACUGAAACUACUAUCGAAACUGUAACUGUGUGUACAAAAGAAACUACCCUUACUACUGCCAUUACUGUAACCACCGGAACAAAAACAUAUACUACAGAAAUCAUAACUGUCAUUCCUACCACAAUUACUGAAACGAUUACCAUCACAACCGAUGUACCAAUUGCUACAGUUUCUGUUCCUACAACAAAUAACCCUGUUCAAUCACCGGCUAAAACCCAGUUUGCAACAGAAAUCACGCCAGUCCAAACCGAGAUUCAAACUAUUAUUUUUACUAAAACUACUAUCGAAACUGUAACUGUGUGUUCAAGAGAAACUACCCUUACUACUGCCAUUACUGUAACUACUGGAACAAAAACAUAUACUACAGAAAUCAUAACUGUCAUUCCUACCACAAUUACUGAAACGAUCACCAUCACAACCGAUGUACCAAUUGCUACAGUUGCUGUUCCCACAACAAAUCACCCUGUUCAAUCACCAGUUAACACAAAUUAUCCAGUUCAAUCACCAGCUAAAACAAUCACCUCAGUCAUUACCCAGACAUCCAAGGCUGUGAUUACUACUCAGUCCACUAUAUAUGUCCAAACUACGAUUUCAACUACAACUGUUUGUCUACCAGCAAUCACCGAAACAAAUGUCGUAACUAUGUCGAGUGCUGGUAAAACUUAUACUACAGAGAAGGUCACUGUUGUUCCACCAUUUGAUUGUGAAACAGUUGCUAUUGCUACAUACGUUCCAGUUGAAACUGUUGUGGUCUAUACUUCUGAGGCUAUAUUGGUCACUACUGUUACAGUUGUUCCUUCAGGAAGUGAAUCUUCUGCGCCAGUGUCCCCAAAUGCUCCUGCUGCUUCAACAAAUGUCCCAGCUUUUUCAACAGACUUAUCAGUUGUACCACCAAGCUAUCCUGUUUCAAGUUCCUCAGAUACAGACCACCCAAUUCCAUACUCUGUUCCUCCAGUAGAAGGGUUAGGUUCUAGGAAGAUUGGAAGUGCCUUGGUCGUUGGUUUGUCAAUCCUUGCUUAUUUUGUUUGA